Molecule: messenger RNA, 2474 nt
Organism: Nasonia vitripennis (jewel wasp)
Lineage: Eukaryota; Metazoa; Arthropoda; Insecta; Hymenoptera; Pteromalidae
Product: putative lysozyme-like protein
Exons: 7
Coding region: 213-1196 (327 amino acids)
Source: RefSeq, a predicted model, not a curated record
CACGCACGAGUCGGCCGUAAGACUUCGGCACCUCCUUCGCCGCCUUCCUCAAACGAGCCUCGCACUCCGUGAGGUACACAUCUCACUCUCGCUCGCUCGAAUACUCGCUUGUGCACACACGCACGCACUCGCACACGACCGAGACACUCUUGGAGCCGCAAAGCAUAACCAAGCAACGAUAAAGACCUCCAGAAGGACCUGCCAAAGCAAAGAUGAAGUUGACGCUGAUAGUCUGUGCCCUACUGCUGGCCGUCGCGGCUGUGAGUUGCAGCCCGAUCGAGAAGAGGGAAGCCGCGGCUGACGACCUCAGUCCUCUCAACGAAGUUUAUGUCUUUCAGAACGACGAUGAGGAGAGGAGCGACAGAGACAAGAGGAAAAUUGGAAUCGUGAAGCUCGGCGUCUCCAAUGGAAUCAUCAACUUCGUUUUCGGGAAGCUGGACGCUUUUCUGGACGCCAAGACAAAGGCGCUGGCGGUGCUGGACGAGGGUAACAAGGCCAAAAACGCGGCUUUCGAGAUCGACAACACCAAGUCGGCGACCAGCGAGUUCAUCAACAAGUUCAUCGCUCAGAAGAUAAAGGCGACCACGGGUAGCGUAGGACCUCUGUUCAACGCCGGAACGACCUUCCUCUCCAGUGCCAAGCAGGGCAUCGCCGGCGCCUUCGUCUCGAAAUUCGCACCCCUUAGCUCGCUCGCCGGUGGUUUGGCUGGUGGUCUCUCCGGUGCUUCCGGCGGCGGUGACGACGGCUCGAACGGCGGCGGCAGCAACAGCGGCAGCUUCCUAACCGGAAUCCUCGGCAGCCUGAGCGGCGGCGGUGGUCUUGGCAGCCUUAGCGGUGGCCUCAGCGGCGGCAACAACGACGUCGACGACCACGUGGACGUGGACUUCCCGAGUGCGAACGCCGACGCUACCGCCAGCGCGGGCUUCGCCAACCUCGGCGGAGGGGUAGGAAAAAAGAAAACGAAAAUUCGCACAACAACGGAGGAUAUUCCCGAAUUCGACAGAAAUAAGGUGUCGCUGGAUAUUCCACCGCAAGUUUUUGGUGGAGGAUUUACUAUAAUCACAAAUAUUAGUAAAGUCAUUAGCAGUUUGAUCAUGAAUUCAGCAAAAAGAACGCAGAGUAUAUUGGAAGUCUUCAAACCUCUUUUCCGUGGCAAGUUUGCCAUCAAAGGUCUUCCGUCUGACAACCCCAACUAACAUUCAGGACAUCGAAGAUUGACAAAAUCGAUAAGCAUGCGCUACACAACAUCGAAACGAAUCGCCAAUCGCAAAACGCCGAGGGCAGCAACACAAAUGAACGUCUUAGUCCAGUUUCUCUGCGUUGGUCAAUUUACAGCUAGAUACGAUUGAAUUUCUGAUAAUAGCCUUCUGUCCUGCGGCGUUUUUCGUGCGAAAGUUUCACUUUCAAAAUGAAUCGAUUGAAGCAAAAUUAAAUUGGUUUGAAGGGCUUUGGUAGAUUUUUACAGAAAUUUAUUGUAUAAAUAACUCUGUCGUGUAUUUAAUUCAUAAAUUAAGUCUAGGAUACGCGCACUUUUCAAACCUAAGAAUAUAUUUAUUAAGUAGAUUAUUAAAAUUAAUAAUUAAUUCAAUUUUCGGAUUUCAAUUCAAUUUUGGUUUGCAACCUUGCAUCAUUAUAUGGAUACAAUUUAUUCUAUUUAUCUCAUGCGUAAUUGUAAGAACGAAUGGAUUCGAGCAGAUUUUGCAAUUGAAUACUUUUGUUAUUCGUAAGCUGAUUACUGCAUGCAAUCGAAAAAAAAGUUAAAAUAUCAAAGAUAAUAAUUUUAUAGUAUAAUGGAAAUAAGUGCGGUUUGCGCAAGGUAAAUAAUUCCAAACCUUUUUUUGCACUUUUUGAUGAAGCACAAGGAUUUUAAAUAACUCUACAUUACACUUGCGUUCAUUAUAAUUUUAUUUUGUUAUUUCUGAGUUAUAGUAGAGUAACUUCAUGGUCUAUUAUUAUAAAAAAGACGAUAAUUUUAUAGUAAUAAUUAAUAUAUUUUUUUAUUUGAAUUAUGACAUUCAAAUUGUGCGCCUCACUAUGACUGUGCCAAAAUAGGAUAUACUUGCCAUGUUUUAGUUCUCAAGUAAAUUGAUUGAGAACAAUUGCAUACAUAUAAAUAGAACAAAAAUGUAAGUGGUGCUGGUAAUCAUUUACUGGUGUUGGUCACAAAGCACGAAACGUCUUGUUGAGCUUCGAAAUUAUAAGAUAAAAGAUUUCGAUGUCACGCGCAUCUAUUGUUUGAGUAAUAGUGUUGUAAAGUUUUAAGAAUAUUUGAAUUCACAAUACCAAAACAUUUUUGUUAUAGAUAUCGUAAGCAUAAUAUAGGCUAAUGUAUUUAACGAUAUUUGUGACUUGUUGUUUGUAUACGCUUACUCUGUUUGUUCAUGUUUUAUAUUAAUUUCUAUAUAAUUUUGUAUAAAAAGAUUGUAAUAAUAAUUUCGAAUAUCUCGUAAAAUAAAAGAGCAUCUUGGUAUAAC